GGGACACGGGUCCGGACCCUUUGUCUGAGCGGCCGGCGGGGUGUCGCGGCGGCCCCAAGCGAGGCGCGGCCAGGCGGUGCCGGGAGCCUCCACCCCCGGCCCACCCUGCCCGGGCUCAUCAUGUGACGCGGGAAACACCAAUUUAUUAAGAAAUGGCCCCGUACUAUCUGGCAGUGAUGUGCAAGGCUCCUGAAUGAAACUCAUGAGCAUCUCAACACAAAAUUUUGGACUUUGUCAUGAUUGAAGUGGAUCUAGGGACAAAUGGAUGACUGAAUAUUCAUAUGAAGAGGAAAGCCAUAAAAGACAUCAGCGCCUUUGAGAACAGAAUGUUAAUGCUUGAUGGGAUGCCGGCAGUCAGAGUCAAAACAGAGCUGCUGGAAUCCGAGCAAGGGCAGUCUCCAAACGUCCACAAAUACCCAGAUAUGGAUGCUGUACCCUUGUUACUAAACAACAUGAAGGCCGACCCUACGGAGGAUUCAUUAUCUACAGACCAUUUCCAAACACAGACUGAACCAGUGGACUUGUCAAUAAACAAAGCCAGGUCAUCCCCUACAGCAGCCUCAUCUUCACCGGUUUCCAUGACAGCAUCAGCCUCCUCCCCUUCUUCUACAUCUACUUCGUCUUCUUCUAGUCGGCCAGCUUCAUCCCCCACGGUAAUAACAUCAGUCUCCUCAGCAGCAUCUGUACCGUCAGUAUUAACUCCAGGUCCUCUUGUGGCCUCUGCAUCUGGUGUUGGAGGCCAGCAGUUUUUGCACAUUAUCCAUCCAGUACCACCUUCAAGUCCCAUGAACUUACAGUCCAACAAAAUGAGUCACGUGCACCGUAUCCCCGUGGUGGUACAGUCGGUACCUGUUGUCUAUACAGCUGUGAGAUCACCUGGGAAUAUGAACAACACUAUAGUAGUACCACUGUUGGAGGAUGGGAGAAGCCACGUCAAAGCACAAAUGGACCCCCGAGGCCUAUCUCCCAGACAAAUUAAAAGUGACAGUGAUGAUGACGACCUGCCAAAUGUGACCUUAGAUAGCGUUAAUGAAACUGGAUCUACAGCGCUCUCCAUAGCCAGAGCAGUACAAGAAGAGAGCAUGUGGGGCUGUGCCAGGUCAGCUGUUAACCCUUUUCGUUUUUUCAACUCCAGUUCAAUUUCACCGUUCAGUAUUGAGAGCACAAGGCGUCAGAGGAGGUCUGAGUCUCCAGACUCCAGGAAGCGGCGCAUCCAUCGGUGUGACUUUGAGGGGUGCAACAAAGUAUACACAAAAAGCUCCCACCUGAAGGCUCACCGGAGAACGCACACGGGAGAAAAACCCUACAAAUGUACCUGGGAAGGCUGCACCUGGAAGUUUGCUCGAUCCGAUGAACUGACGAGGCAUUACCGCAAGCACACGGGAGUGAAGCCAUUCAAGUGUGCAGACUGUGACCGCAGCUUCUCCCGCUCGGAUCACUUGGCGCUCCACCGCCGCAGGCACAUGCUGGUUUGAGAAACGCUACCUGUUCCAGCCGAGUUUAAGAGCUGGGUCUCUUAACCACCCACAGUGAAUUCAGCAGGGCUGAAUCCCCCUCUACAGUGUUAACAGGCAGGGCUUUCCCUGAUGUCUGUAACAAAAAGUAAUAACAGAAAUUUUAAAAAAGCAGGAAAAGAAGUGCCACUCUUCUCCUCGCCAUCUGAAGUUAACCCUGUCUGCCCCUCAGCAUGGCUAAUCCCUGAAAGUGUCAUCACAAUCACCUGGGAAAUAGCAGCCGAGAUCCUACAGGAAUGGGCAUUAUUUUACAUGCUGCAUCCUUUGACAAAAAAUGUUUAUAGCUUGUAUGUUUUCUCAGCUGCCAGACAUUUUGUUCCUGAAAAAUCACUGCUGACUGGAGGAUAGAUACCACGAACUGAUGAUGAUGAUGACAACGACGAUGGUGAUAAUAAUGAUGAUGAUAAGAGCAAGACCGCUAGAUCUGUAUUAUGCCAUCUUUUCCCCUUGUUUUCAAUACCAUCUGGCCAGUGUCAGCCCUGCACCGGAGCUGUGCUACAGACAAAGCUGCAUGUGAGUAGGCAAGAAGAUUCUGCUGGAGAGGUCCCACUGCCAGAGCUGGAGGGUUGCUUGAUCAGACUUCUGCAAUAAUGAUGGUGGCAUUUUAAUAUCAUACCACAAUUUGUCAUUAUGCCCUAGAGGACACCAGGCAUUUAACUUUUUUCUUUUCUCUUUUUUUUUUUUUUCCUUCUUUUCUUGCGUUGUUGUUGUUGAAGUCUGUAAAAUAAGCAAAGGGCAGCAGCAUCCCUGCUGAAAUACCAUAUUAAGUAUCUGUAUCUUACCGUGGACUUAUUUAGAUCCAUUUUCUGAAUCGUAUAGAGAGAUCCCACCUGAAAACUACUACCCUAUUCUCAAUGUGCCGUUUUCUUUCAUGCAGGUAUCCUCUUCCCCACAACUAUUAUUUAAACCCAAGGAAACAGUCAGAUCUUGUACUUGCUGGUACCAAGGUUGGUGGUAUAUUCCAUUUGUGAAAUGGAAUUGAAUGUAUCAUCAAAACAAAACAGAGAAGAAACGGCUGCAUCUCUUGCAGAGAAAAAGCAAUAAUGAAUAAAGUGGCUCUUGAGACAAUAAUUUACUCCACACCAAGAGAGGUGGGGGGGGUAUGUGGAAACAGCAUGUAGGAUUUAAGCAUUUGAGUUACUCUUUUUGCUGUUUUCACUGACCUGCUAGGUGUCACAAUUAAGUACUUUUAUUUCCUUUAACAUAAUGCUUGUGUCUGGAAAGCAGGAAAGAUAAAGUUGUUCAGGAUGUAGUGGAUGAACUGUAAGUAGGACAGAGAAAUAUUUCUGCAGUGGUGCUCUGCAAGACAUUAGAUUUCUCCCUGGGAGUUAGGGAAUAACAAGUUUUUGCCAGCUGUCUAGUAUGAUAUAAAUGGCCCUCUAUAUGGGUACCAGUGGCUGCCUCUGCUGGGAUUUUCAAUCCAAGCCUUUUCAGAUUAAAUAAAAGGAAAUUCUUGAUCAUUCCCAUACAGCCCUAUAAUUGCAAACCAAUUUGUAUUAAUUGAAUUAUGUUGGAAAGGGAGAAACUCUUAGUCAUCAGUUAUUCAUGCAAACAGAACAGUGUUUUUCUGUUUUCUUUCCUCACAAGGAUCUGCCUAUUCAGCUAGAUUUGACAAAGGGGAGGCUUGGCACUAUUUUCUAAGUGUUGAGAUUUUCACAGCUUAGGGAUGAAAGAUGUAAACAUAAAGGUCUUUUGCAAUGCAUUUAAUUAUGAACAUUUUGUUCAAGAAUUGCACAGAUUAAAUUUGUGAUGCCAUUUGUUCAUUUUUAAAUGUUUGACCAUCUCAGUUAAUACCAGAUUCCUGAAGUAUAUGUAGUAAUGUUGGAGGGAUUCUGAAAUCAAGGUAAUCUUUAUGAAAAAACAACACAGAGUACUCAUACAGAUACAAAAGCAAUUAUAGUUAAUUGAGGAUUAAUCUGACUGGGAUAAUACUUUAUAAUAGCAUUCACAAGACCCCAGAGUUUGACUGUCUUUAAAUAUCCUUAAUAUUCCCCAAUAUGGAUAGUUUAACAGCUCUCUGAAAGAACUUAGUACUGAUAGAGCUCAGGCUUCCCACUGUUGAGUGGUCAGCAGAGAAACUCAACUCAAAUUAUUCACAGCUGUUGUGGGAAAAACACGUCUAUCAGUUCCCAUUGAACAUGUUGGUGAUCUACUUCCACCAAAUUUGACGACAUUCUAGAAUCCAUCUCCAAAUCAGGGACAGAGCAGAGCUUCUGAAUAGGCCAUGAGGCAUUGAAGGGCACCAGAAUUGUGUCUUUGCCAGCAGCAUUACUACUGUUGAUUUUAAAAGCUGGUUGUCAAAAUAUUGUGUGUGAGGUGCUUCAUGGAUUAUGUCUGAGGUUUGGUUUUUCAGUACUUCAGUAUCAUCCACUUAAAUGCAUCUGUCAGUGGUGGCAUUUAGGGAAAGAAGUAUGGUCAGGUAGAACUCGACUGAUAAAUUUUUUCUUCUGCCCAAGAAUAUUUUAUCAACUUAAUAUUUGAAUAGCAGUAAUUCAGUUGAAGAACCAGUGGCAUACAGAAUUCCUUUAGGGAUCUCUGAUUUUUUUUUUUUUUUUAAUUUUUUAAUUAUUAUUAUUUUAAUUUUAUUUUUUUUUUUUUUUAAAAAAUUAAGUUUGCUUGAGCAGAAAAUCUUACUGGGCAUUCUGUUUGCAUAGAGGAGGAUGUGAUGUUACUAUCAAAGGCAGGGUGUAACUGGGAUAGAUCAGUGUUCCUCUUUAGGCUUCCCCUGUAGUCAUGAAGACAGAGAAACUACAAGAGAAGUGGAGAGGCCCUAAAUUUUAGUGUUCAGCUUUGAAAUGCCCCGUGAAGGAGCAUAGGUAUGACAGACCCUGGAGAGGCUCAUCUCCCUAGGCCAAGGUUGGUCUGUGUGAAUCCUUGGUUUCUCAGUUGGUUGCCUGUUACUGUAUGCAUUGGAAUCACUGCAACAGAAAGAGGGUCUGCUUUUAUUCAAAGAACCUCAAAGUGGUAGAGGGUUAAAGCAGCCCUAAUGCUGAGGGACACAGGCACAGUGUGGCAAUGGUAGGAAAAUGAAGCCCAAAGGUAAAGGAGCGUGUGCUGCAUUUUGUUACUUCACAGGCAGGAGGUAGGUACAUCCUCAACCUUUUCAGCACCCGUGCAAGAGCUUCUCAUGUUGCCGUUACCUGUAGAUGACUUCCACAACCAGCAGUAGUCCAGCACUAGCUUUCAAGUACACAGUAUUGUUCAUUCAUACCAGCACCUGCAGGCUUUGAUCCCAAUUACUCCGUGGGGUUGUUUUGUGGUUUUUGUCCCCUUCAGAAGUAUUUUAAGAGAAGUCACAUGAUGGGAUGGGAGUGUUUGAAUGUGGAGCUGAUGCCCCCCAGAUCCUCAGUGUGUCUUUGCCCUUAUUGGCUGUGAUUCAGACCUGCCAAGUUUCUGUGCUCAUGCAGCAACCAUGGGCAAUAAUUGCUCCAGGAUAGUUUCCUUGAAAAUCCUGAUACCCCACCACAGAUCUGUGACGUUUCAUGGCUGUGGCGAAGGCUUGCAUCAUGUGUAGCAUGCAGAAAUAUCAGAUCUCAUCCUGACAUGAUCCAGUAGGUCCAUCUUAAUUGAGCAGUUGGAAUACACAAAUAUAGAGUGUCCCAUUCCUUCAGAAAGACAGAAAGUUUAGUCCACCAUACCGUGACAUUGCAUGUUACAGCUUGCAAGGGAAAUUAUGCCAUGAAGUGUCAGAUUUCAUAUAUUUUUCAAAAGUUCUAAAUGGAUUUGUAAGGAAACCUCAGAAGCCAGCAUUUUAGGAAAACAGCUUUGAUACAGAACUUUUAAAAAUUUUAAUUGUGUAAUUAUCUUUUGAGCACCCCUUAUAUUCAGCACUGUAAAAUUGGCUCAUUGCAACGGCAGUUUUUACUUGGGGAUGAAGAUGCAGUAUUCCUUAUUCUCUCUCAUGCUUACAUAAUUAAUUAAAUAGAUUUAGGCUGGCUUGUAUGUAUGAUUAUUUGCUGGAGUAAUGUUUAACAACAUUAACAGUGUUGAAAAUUACAUCAGUGAUGUUGAUGUUUGGGUAAACUUGCAGUGCAGAGCAUGGACAAAAAGCUGGACAGCCUUUCUCCCCUUUAAUAAUGAAAAUAACAGUGAUCGUAAGUCUCAUUUUCCAUUAGCCACAUUGAAAAUGUAUUCUAGUUGCCAUUUAUAAAUUUAUCUUCUGAUAAUAAAUGCUGUUUAAUGUAAAAAAAAAUCUCUUUCUCUUUUAUUGAAGGUUGGUACCUCAAGAUCAGAGUAAGUGUGACCAAUAAUAUCCCACUUACUUUUAAGUUUGAAUUUGGGUUUGGGAAGGUCCUUGCAUGAAACUGCUUCUUCCACAGCAGUCAAGUGUUAAGAUUGUUCAGUAAAUCCAUGCUACUCCCACAUGCUCAUCCUUACACUCAUGCAUAUGAACCCCAGCUCUUCCAAGUGUCUCUACCAAUAUGCAGGUAGUAAAUAAGUUUAUUUAAAAUUAAAAUUUAGGAAGAAAAAAAAAAAAAAAGGCAGAAAAGAAUUUUAAGUAAACACUGUAAUAGAAAGUACUACCUUAAGAAACCAGCUUUUGUUAUUGUGUUAUGCCUUUGCCUGUGAUACCUGACUGGAGAAUUGCACAAAGAAUUGCAUUUUCAGUUUUUCUGUAGCAUAGCAGUUGCUGUGUAAUGUAUGCUUAUGACAUUAUGAUUUAAAAUGCUUAAUUUCUCCACAAUAAAUCAGGUUUUGGCAUAAAAAUGUAGCUGUAAGGAUACUGCAUCUUUAGAAAUCAAAGUAACUUGAAGGUAUUUUACUAUACUUGUAACAGUUAAAAUAUUCUGUAAUACAUGUGAUAAUGGAAAAGUAUUUUCAAACUCACAGUUUUACAUGGGGUGUUAAACAGCGUAAAUGAAACACAUUUUUAAACAAUUCUUACCUUCAGUUUUCAUCAGGAAGACUGUUUGGAUAAUGCCUUGCAAAGCUUAAACACAAAACACAAGAAGUGUUCUGUUUUAUCAGAGCGUGUUUUCUCUGCAAAAUGGAGUGGCCACUUCUUUGCUGUUUUGCAGAUGUUGUGUGAUAUAGCAAAGUUAUACUGAGUCCUUCAGUGUCAAAUAAGUCUGCGCUCAAUGUCUUUGACUGAAUAAAGGAAAAAAAAAACACUUAAACAAAACGAAAACCAUAUGAAAGGUUUGGCGGUUUGUGAUUUCUUUUUUCCUUCUGGCAUUUUACAAUGAACUGCAGAUACAGGAAUGGCAAACACUCAUAUGAUUUUAUUUCUUCUUGUAUUUCCCCAACUACGGUGGAUCCUGAUUAAAGGUUGCAGAGCUGAAAUAGGCAGCUGCUUUUUGCUGAUUCCAGGGGAGUUUAGUCUUCUAGGUGCAGUAACAUGUCAAGAAUAUCCAUUGUAGCAGGACAGUUCUGACAUUUAAAAUACACAUACACUUCAGUGAGAGAGCCUGAAAUUUAUUUUAAAGGUGAAACAGAAACUGAAAGUGCCUGUAAUUAGAACUGAUGGGAUGUUCCUAUACUUUUACACAGCAAUAACUUAAUGGGAUUCUAUUAACAAUAAGGUGAAAAUGAAAUUUUACUUGGAGAACAAUAAUGCAACACAGAAACAAACACAAAGUGCCAUUUGUAUGUUCACAUGUUGAGAUACUGUGUUAGAGUUUUUAGUUAUUUUCUCAGAUAACAUCUGUCAUAUAUUUGUAAGAAGAAAAUAAAUCUUAGUUUACAAAUGACUCGUACCUGUACUGAUUCUCAGUAGGUGUGAUUGGAGGUUGUUGUCAAAGCAGUGUUUUAGGGGAUUUCUUCCCAAUUUAUGUUGGAUAUGCCCGCAUAUCCAAGGUAUUCUCUAGCGAAGUAAUCCAAAACCAGCAAUAAGCCCAGUGGAGCUUUCUUUAGGGAAUAUAAUAAAACAGGGAUUCUCUUGAAAAAUCAUCUGCAUUUAACUCUGGAAACACAAGAGUUCACCUUAUGUGUCCUUUCUCUUCAUCAUGUAAUGCUCAUAGUAUUUAAUAUCAUCUUGUUUGAUUUCAUAAGUGGACAAAAUAUAUCACUUAUCUUUCUUUUGGGGACAAAUGACUGAAAAAUUGGGGACUGUCAGUCUAGACGCUAUUUCAAUAGCAAACAAGAAGUCAAUAUUCCUAAAAUGAAGUAUGAAGAUUUUUAUAUUGAGUGGCCUAAACAUUUGCAUCAGUAGUCUAAUUGAUCUUACCAGAAAAUGGCCAGCUGUGACUCUUGCACUCUUACUUUUUCUCAGUUUUUUUGUAAAUAUUAACUACUGCUAAUGGACUCUUAAAAUAGCAGUGUAAUGCCAGCCCUCAUGCUUCUUCUAUUUUUAAAAAUUAAUUUAUUGGAAAUCAAAAUGUAACUGGUUGUCCUGAUGCCUUUGCCAAGGAAGAUUGCUUUCCGUUCUCUGAAUUUGUACCUGUCAUUUAUCCAGGCAAAAUUUUGUAUUUGAAAAAUUCUGCAUUUCAUCUAAACUUCUGCUGCCAUCAGUGGGUUGCUGCAAGAGUCUCACUGAGACUCAUACACAGACGAAAGUGCAGGUGCAAAAACACCCCCACACCCCCCAAGAAAGUGCUCGUGGACACUCGUGAAACAAUUAGAUAUUCAUGCACAAGUUAAUGACAUCACAAGGUUGCUCGUUCAGUAACAAAUUUAAACGUUAAUCACUGGCAGAAAUAAUGCCAUCAGAACAUGCAUAUACUCAUUCUGUUGUCCCAAACUUAUCUCCAGGUAUUAAGCACAUAAAAGAAUACAACUCAUGCUAGGGGUUUCAGGAGAGCACCAGGAAAUGUAUUGUCAGAAGGACAAAGGAAUCUAGUUUCUUACCCUGUACCUGAGCCCUUCUUGGAGAGGAGUGUUCAGUUCUUUGUUCUGGAGCAACACUACUAGGGAGGGGGCACCCUUAGAAAGCUGCCAUUUUGGAAGGUUUGGCUGAUUCCAGCCCUCCAUAUCUUAGUUCUUCAGUAGGGAAGGGCACCUUGUCUUCACCAUCCCAAAAUGAGACAGUUCUUUUCCCUUCAUUCUGAAGAGCAAACUCUGAGUAAGGUGGGGUUUGUUUUGGGGUUUGUUUGUUUGUUUGUUUGUUUGUUUGUUUUUGGGGUUUUUUUUGUUGUUGUUGGUUUGGUUUGGUUUGUU
Molecule: messenger RNA, 8609 nt
Organism: Hirundo rustica (Barn swallow)
Lineage: Eukaryota; Metazoa; Chordata; Aves; Passeriformes; Hirundinidae
Gene: KLF12
Product: KLF transcription factor 12
Exons: 9
Coding region: 282-1475 (397 amino acids)
Biological process (GO): regulation of transcription by RNA polymerase II
Molecular function (GO): RNA polymerase II cis-regulatory region sequence-specific DNA binding; DNA-binding transcription factor activity, RNA polymerase II-specific
Source: RefSeq, a predicted model, not a curated record